Molecule: messenger RNA, 3592 nt
Organism: Ctenopharyngodon idella (grass carp)
Lineage: Eukaryota; Metazoa; Chordata; Actinopteri; Cypriniformes; Xenocyprididae
Gene: opn6a
Product: opsin 6, group member a
Exons: 6
Coding region: 2161-3432 (423 amino acids)
Biological process (GO): G protein-coupled receptor signaling pathway
Cellular component (GO): membrane
Molecular function (GO): G protein-coupled receptor activity
Source: RefSeq, a predicted model, not a curated record
ACAAAACCACCAUCUAUGAGUCAGUGUUUCUACAGUGGCGCACGCUGACACUGAUUCAUUUACUUCUUUGUGUCAGUAGUUCUGCAAGUCUAAAUGGUUCAGUUCUGUUGACCCAUCUGGUCUAUUAAUGCUUUCAUUCAUUCAGAAAAUCCUUCAGUCUCAAGGUGAAUGUUUUAAACACUAAAGCCACACGUAAGAGACUGAAACAGUCUACGUUUCAUACAUUAAUGGAACAUUUUAUCGCUUUUGUGUUGUAGUGAAUAUCUGACACACACACGUCUCUCAAUCCUCUUAGAAGGUUAUUUACAGCCGAUGGCAGAUUACAUUCAUUGAGCGACAGAUCUGGACUGACUCAUAAAACCUUGUGAAACUCUUGCCUGUGAACUCCUCGCCUUUUGGCAAAAUUCAUUGUUCUGACACUGAAAUAGGCAUUUUUAUGUUCAUACCUGUAUGUGUCUUCAGAAAAGUUUCUAUUGCAUUUUAUUUUCAUCUUACCUAUAGAUAAAGUAUAGUAAAUAAUUGACAUAAAACGUUGACAUUGACAUACUAAGUCAUUUGAGAUUAAAAGUCGUUGACAAAAACUUCGACUUAGUCAAUUACGACAAGAAGUUGAAAUUAUGACUGAAAAGUUUUAAUUAUGCUUAUUUUGACUGUCAUAAUUUUGUCUUUUUAUGCCAUAAUUAUGACUUACUAUUUAUGUUAUAGUUGUUUUGUUAUAAUUAAGAAUUACACCUAUAAUCGGGCUUCCAUAGUAUGAAGUCUAACAGUGUUUAAUAGACCGUCAGGGGUAGCCGCUGUAUUUCUGCUUUUCCAUAACUCACAUUCAGAGACCAGAAUUUGCAUUUAAUUCAUUUCAAAUGAUCUUUUAUUAGGCUGAAAUGUGAGGUUUAUCAUUUUAUAAAAUUUAUUUUUGUCAACUUGAACUGUAAAGUUGUUUAAAUCAUAGUUUAUAUUUAUUUUACAGUUUCAGAGUUUGCUGGUAUGACAAUAUUGCCAUUAUUGUUUUCUUUAUAUAAAAGAUGGUGUUAUAUAAACGAAACCCUUACAACAGUAAUGUUGAUUAUUUGGAUACUAUUGAAUGUAAAUCUGUAAUGGCUUUAAAAUUUAUAGGGUUAAUAACUUUUAAAACUCAGAAAUGCCAUAGUGCCAAAGUAAAAUGAGUUGCGAAUGCUGUUUCAUGUCAGUUCUGACUCACUUUUCCUCUCCUCUUAAACAAAUUGGUUCUAUUAAAAGUGGCUUUAAACAAAAGACUUCAAACUGUGUGUGUGAAAGUGGUUAAAAGCCCAUGAACAUGAGCACUCGCUGACACAAACCAAAUCAAAUAAAAGGAGAAAGGCUCUUGAUUCCGUCACUCAUAUAUUUUGAAAAUGAUGGUUUCUAUUUUUGUCACUGGUGUAACUGUAAAUAACCAGCCAGUCCAUCACUGCUGCUCAUAGUCCAGUCGGUUUGUGCUCCAGACAUCAGUGAUUUACUGUAUGCAGCAUGUAAAGCAGAGAUUAUCCUGGAGCCGUCUGCUCUUCACCAGAUCCUCAACUCCUUAACCAUCAGAUCCGAUUAGUCAAGAAAUGUCUCCCACUGACCGGCCAGCGCACACGUCCAUCACGUCAAACACAGUUAACAGCGUUGAUUUUCACCUGUAAUCACUCAGGUCAUGACUAACACUUUCUGCCUCAUUUCAGGAUCAUUCCCACUAAUAACUGAAGAGUUUUUGCUCCAUCAAUCACAUACUGUUAAUCACUUUAAGUUAGUUUUAUUUUUAUAUUUUCCAUUUUUAUUUAAAUUUUAGUUAAAGUUUUAUUUAUUUAUUUAUUUAAAGAUGGCUAUUUAGUUUUAUUCAUUUUUUCAUUUUAAUUUUAGAUAUUUUAGUACAUUAAGUUAAUUAAAUGAAAAUAAGAAAUGUUGCUUUGGCAAUAAACUUGAAGCACUAAAAUUAUUAAGUGUGUGUGUGUGUGUGUGUGUGUGUGUGUGUGUGUGUGUUGCUCUUCUGACUGAAGGUGGAUUAGCUCGUGUAACGUCACAUCUCUCCGGUCGGUAUUUUUAACCGGAUUUUCCGAGUCUCUCAGCGGGAGAAUCGACGCGCUUUAAGAGCAGAACGGCCGUUAAAGGAGCUGCAGGUAGAGAUUGUGUUAUUCAUGACUCUAUAAACGCUCAGGAAUCAGUAUGUCUGUGCAAAACCCGCUUCAGGUGGUGAACAUCCCCUGGAGGAACAACAACUUCAGCCUGAUGAGCCGCGACCCGCCGCUGUCCGACCAGGGAGAGACGAUCAUCGGCGUGUACCUGCUCGUUCUGGGUUGGUUGUCGUGGUUUGGGAACAGUAUCGUGAUCUUCAUCCUGUUCAAGCAGAGAUCUUCUCUCCAGCCCACCGACUAUCUGACGCUCAAUCUCGCCAUCUCCGACGCCAGCAUCUCCGUGUUCGGAUAUUCCCGAGGAAUCCUCGAGAUCUUCAAUGUGUUCAAGGAUAAUGGAUACCUCAUCACAUCUGUGUGGACGUGCCAGGUGGACGGUUUCUUCACGCUGGUUUUCGGUCUCGGCAGCAUCAACACGCUCACCGUCAUCAGCAUCACCAGAUACAUCAAGGGAUGCCAUCCGAGUAAAGCUCACUGUAUCACCAACACCACAGUGAUGAUGUGCAUUAUUUUCAUCUGGCUCGGAUCCUUGUUCUGGUCCGGCGCUCCCAUCCUGGGCUGGGGAAGCUACACAGAUCGAGGAUACGGCACCUGUGAGAUCGACUGGGUCAAAGCCAAUUAUUCCACCAUCCACAAGUCCUACAUCAUCUCCAUCCUCAUCUUCUGCUUCUUCGUCCCUGUGCUGAUCAUGCUGUUCUCGUACGUGUCCAUUAUAAACACGGUGAAGCGAGGCAAUGCCAUGUCAGCGGAGGGCGACCUGACCGACAGACAGCGCAAGAUCGAGAGAGAUGUCACUAUCGUGUCCAUUGUGAUUUGCACGGCGUUCAUCCUGGCCUGGUCUCCGUACGCCGUGGUGUCCAUGUGGUCGGCGUGGGGUUUCCACGUUCCGAGUCUCACCAGCAUCUUCACGCGACUCUUCGCCAAGUCCGCAAGCUUCUACAACCCGCUCAUCUACUUCGGCCUGAGCUCCAAGUUCCGCAAAGACGUGAGCGUGUUGCUGCCCUGCAGCGGCGACGGAAAAGACACCGUCAAACUGAAACGCUUCAAAAAGAUCAAGGGGAAGGCGGACGGCGCGUCACCCGGAGCCCCGCGCCAGCGCUUCAGGCCCUGCGGCGAGGAGAACCGCGACUUACAAAAGAUCGAGAAAAAGUACCAUCCAGGGAUAGAGCCGGCAAACCCCGCCCCCAGCCCGGACUCAGGGGUGGGCAGUCGUCCCGAGACUCCGCCCCCUGCCAUUAAACAGGUGUUCUCCAUCGACGUGCCCGAGCCGUCAGACACGACCGAGUCUGAAUGCGUCAGACUGUAGAUCAGGCGUGAUCACGACCAUUUUUCUGUUUUUGAUUUUUAUAUAUGAGCGACUUAUGAAAUUUUAUGUUAAUGAUGUAAGCAGCAUGAAAAGCUAUUUUUGUAAAUGAUGGAUGUAAAUGUGAAAUAUUGUUUUUUAACAACUGUGUACAUCAGCAUUA